Closterium sp. NIES-65 is the source of this 2139-nucleotide messenger RNA. NCBI's taxonomy places the organism in Eukaryota, Viridiplantae, Streptophyta, Zygnematophyceae, Desmidiales, Closteriaceae. The record is from the annotation of a GenBank genome assembly.
AUGGCCCCUCCCCCGCGGGCUUGCGGCGACCGCGCCCUCUCCCAGGCGCGGCCCGGGCCCCCGGGGGCGGGCCGCGGCGAGCCCCCUUCCCGGCGCGGCCCCGGGCCCCGCGGGAGGCCCCAACGCAGCCCCGGCCCCUGCUGGUGGCAGCAGACGCGCCCCCCUCCCCGGCGCGGCCCCGGCCCCAAGGGCGGGCGGCGGACGCGCCCCCCUUUCCGGCGCGGCCCCGGCCCCCGCGGGCGGGCGGCGGUCGCGCCCCCCUCCCGGGCGCGGCCCCGGCCCCCGCGGGCGGGCGGCGGCCACGCCCCCCUCUCCGGCGCGGCCCCGGACUCGGCCCUCGCGGGCAGGGGGCGGCCGCGCCCCCCUCCCCGGCGCGGCCCCGGCCCCGGCCCCUGCCUCCGCGGGCGGGCGGCGGCCGCGCCCCCCUCCCCGGCGCGGCCCCGGCCCCGGCCCCGGCCUCCGCGGGCGGGCGGCGGCCGCGCCCCCCUCCCCGGCGCGGCCCCGGCCCCGGCCCCGGCCCCGGCCUCCGCGGGCGGGCGGCGGCCGCGCCCCCCUCCCCGGCGCGGCCCCGGCCCCGGCCCCGGCCCCGGCCUCCGCGGGCGGGCGGCGGCCGCGCCCCCCUCCCCGGCGCGGCCCCGGCCCCGGCCCCGGCCCCGGCCUCCGCGGGCGGGCGGCGGCCGCGCCCCCCUCCCCGACGCGUCCCCGGCCCCGGCCCCGGCCUCCGCGGGCGGGCGGCGGCCGUGCCCCCCUCCCCGGCGCGGCCCCGGCCCCGGCCCCGGCCUCCGCGGGCGGGCGGCGGCCGCGCCCCCCUCCCCGGCGCGGCCCCGGCCCCGGCCUCCGCGGGCGGGCGGCGGCCGCGCCCCCCUCCCCGGCGCGGCCCCGGCCCCGGCCCCGGCCUCCGCGGGCGGGCGGCGGCCGCGCCCCCCUCCCCGGCGCGGCCCCGGCCCCGGCCCCGGCCUCCGCGGGCGGGCGGCGGCCGCGCCCCCCUCCCCGGCGCGGCCCCGGCCCCGGCCCCGGCCUCCGCGGGCGGGCGGCGGCCGCGCCCCCCUCCUCGACGCGUCCCCGGCCCCGGCCUCCGCGGGCGGGCGGCGGCCGCGCCCCCCUCCCCGGCGCGGCCCCGGCCCCGGCCCCGGCCUCCGCGGGCGGGCGGCGGCCGCGCACCCCUCCCCGGCGCGGCCCCGGCCCCGGCCUCCGCGGGCGGGCGGCGGCCGCGCCCCCCUCCCCGGCGCGGCCCCGGCCCCGGCCCCGGCCUCCGCGGGCGGGCGGCGGCCGCGCCCCCCUCCCCGGCGCGGCCCCGGCCCCGGCCCCGGCCUCCGCGGGCGGGCGGCGGCCGCGCCCCCCUCCCCGGCGCGGCCCCGGCCCCGGUCCCGGCCUCCACGGGCGGGCGGCGGCCGCGCCCCCCUCCCCGGCGCGGCCCCGGCCCCGGCCUCCGCGGGCGGGCGGCGGCCGCGCCCCCCUCCCCGGCGCGGCCCCGGCCCCGGCCCCGGCCUCCGCGGGCGGGCGGCGGCCGCGCCCCCCUCCCCGGCGCGGCCCCGGCCUCCGCGGGCGGGCGGCGGCCGCGCCCCCCUCCCCGGCGCGGCCCCGGCCCCGGCCCCGGCCUCCGCGGGCGGGCGGCGGCCGCGCCCCCCUCCCCGGCGCGGCCCCGGCCCCGGCCCCGGCCUCCGCGGGCGGGCGGCGGCCGCGCCCCCCUCCCCGGCGCGGCCCCGGCCCCGGCCCCGGCCUCCGCGGGCGGGCGGCGGCCGCGCCCCCCUCCCCGGCGCGGCCCCGGCCUCCGCGGGCGGGCGGCGGCCGCGCCCCCCUCCCCGGCGCGGCCCCGGCCCCGGCCCCGGCCUCCGCGGGCGGGCGGCGGCCGCGCCCCCCUCCCCGGCGCGGCCCCGGCCCCGGCCCCGGCCCCGGCCUCCGCGGGCGGGCGGCGGCCGCGCCCCCCUCCCCGGCGCGGCCCCGGCCCCGGCCCCGGCCUCCGCGGGCGGGCGGCGGCCGCGCCCCCCUCCCCGGCGCGGCCCCGGCCCCGGCCCCGGCCUCCGCGGGCGGGCGGCGGCCGCGCCCCCCUCCCCGCCUGCGCGCCUCGCUGCCCAGCGUGCGCGCCCCGCCGCCCAGUCCGCAUGCCCCGCUGCCCAGCCCGCGCGUCCCGCUGCUUAG